UUUUUUUUUUUUUCCUGUUAUUUUCCUAACCUGCCAGCAGAGAGGGGGGCGAACCGACACCCCCUCCUUUCCCCACGCCCCAGGACCCCCCAGGCAGCUCCGCAAUCGCCCUCUUUUCCUGCGUGCGUGUGUGGGUGCGAGUGUGGUGCCUGUCAAAGGGGCUGUUUCUCUUCCCCACCCUCCUCCUCCUUCUUCUUCCAAAUAUGCUUUUUGCAAGUUUUGAUCUCGUCUCGGCACUGGCUACCCUCGCCGCGUGCUUGGUGUCACUGACUUUGCUGCUGGCCGUGUCCCAACAGCUGUGGCAGCUCCGCUGGGCUGCCACCCGCGACAAAACCUGCAAGCUACCAAUCCCUAAAGGCUCUAUGGGAUUCCCUUUAAUCGGAGAAACCUUCCACUGGCUCCUGCAGGGUUCCUGCUUCCAAUCUUCCCGGCGGGAGAAGUACGGGAACGUUUUCAAGACGCACUUGCUGGGGCGUCCGCUGGUGCGGGUGACGGGGGCGGAAAACGUGCGGAAGAUCCUGAUGGGGGAACAUCACCUGGUGAGCACCGAGUGGCCGCGCAGCACCCGCAUGCUGCUGGGACCCAACACGGUGGCCAACUCCAUCGGCGACAUCCACCGACACAAGAGGAAGGUUUUCUCUAAAAUCUUCAGCCAUGAGGCCCUGGAGAGCUAUCUCCCCAAGAUCCAGCUGGUAAUCAAAGACACCCUUCGGGCCUGGAGCAGCAACCCUGAGUCCAUCAAUGUCUACCACGAGACCCAGAAGCUCACCUUCCGCAUGGCCAUCCGUGUCCUGCUGGGCUUCCGCAUCCCCGACGAGGAACUCAACCGCCUCUUCGAGGUCUACCAGCAGUUUGUGGAGAACGUCUUCUCCCUGCCCGUGGAUCUGCCCUUCAGUGGCUACAGGAGGGGCAUCCGGGCACGCGAGACACUGCAGAAGGGGCUGGAGAAAGCCAUCCAGGAGAAACUGCAGAACACGCAGGGCAAGGACUACGCCGACGCGCUGGACAUCUUGAUAGAGAGUGGCAAGGAGCAUGGCAAGGAGCUCACCAUGCAGGAGCUGAAGGAUGGCACCCUGGAGCUCAUCUUUGCUGCCUACGCCACCACUGCCAGCGCCAGCACCUCCCUGAUCAUGCAGCUCCUCAAACACCCCCGGGUCCUGGAGAAGCUGCGGGAGGAGCUGAGGAGCAAGGGGAUCCUCCACAACGGCUGCAUCUGCGAGGGCUCCCUCCGGCUCGACAACAUCAGCAGCCUCCACUACCUGGAUUGUGUCAUCAAGGAGGUGCUUCGCCUCUUCACCCCCAUCUCCGGGGGGUACCGGACGGUGCUGCAAACCUUUGAGUUGGAUGGCUUCCAAAUCCCCAAGGGCUGGAGUGUGAUGUACAGCAUCAGGGACACCCAUGACACUGCCCCCGUCUUCAAGGACGUGGAUGUCUUCGACCCCGACCGCUUCGGGCAAGGCCGAAGCGAAGACAAGGAGGGGAGGUUCCACUACCUGCCCUUCGGAGGCGGCGUACGGACCUGUCUGGGCAAACACCUGGCCAAGCUCUUCCUCAAGGCCUUGGCCAUCGAGUUGGCCAGCACCAGCCGCUUCGAGCUCGCCACCAGGACUUUCCCCAAAAUCACCCUGGUGCCCGUGGUCCACCCGGUCGACGGACUGAAGGUCAAAUUUUUUGGACUGGAUUCCAACCAGAACGAGAUCCUGACGGGGACAGACGCCAUGCUGGGAGCGACGGUGUAAAGGCCG
This is a messenger RNA of Calypte anna (Anna's hummingbird), 1745 nucleotides long. Its product is annotated as cytochrome P450 26B1. Gene Ontology annotation, biological process: sterol metabolic process. The transcript has 6 exons. The record is from RefSeq and is a predicted model, not a curated record. NCBI's taxonomy places the organism in Eukaryota, Metazoa, Chordata, Aves, Apodiformes, Trochilidae. Gene Ontology annotation, molecular function: oxidoreductase activity, acting on paired donors, with incorporation or reduction of molecular oxygen; heme binding; iron ion binding. The coding region runs from base 204 to 1739 and encodes 511 amino acids.